UCUUAGGGACACACGCCGGGCCAGUGCUUCUGCUCCGGCCUCGCUUCUCAGCUCAUCCGUUCCUUCUUAAAGCUUCGCCGCGACGCGCUCCAUCCUUCAUAACCUGAUCCUCCCUAUCCACGCCACGCCACAGAUGCAGUCCCGCGCUAGCCCGCAGAGUCCAACCUGCCUCAACGUCCGCGUCAAGACGACUGAGGAGGCCCACCUCGUCCUGCACAAGGUGGCGCUGAACCACCUCCCCAUGAUCCACAAUCGCCUGCUCGAGGACGAGCGGUGGUCGGUCAGGGAGGGCUCCGUCUUCGUCUGGGAGGAGCGCAAGGAGAGAGACAACCACAACAGCUCUGCGAUAAGUCGCUGGACCGAUGGAAGAAGAUGGGGGCCCUCCCGGGUGAAGGACGAGUUUUUGAUCUACCAUGAACACCUGCCAGAUGUGCCGGACAAUAUGGACCCAGCCGAGAGGGAGGAGUUCAUUGCUUCGCGGCUGAUAAAGCAAACGUAUUCCGCAUGGGUUCAGCUCGUCGGCGGUCGCAAAAAAUGGCACCUUGUGGCAUACUACUCCCAAAGGACCGACAAAACGCUGCCCCGGAUCCUCAGCAUCCCCGACUUCGCUCUCUGUCGCGGCACAUAUACCCCGGACAGAUACACCAGCGCACGCGCGCCCAGGACCCGCCCGCGCAGCAACUCCAACCAGAGCGAGGAGAACGACGACGACAGCAGCGACGACUCAGAUCGCUCUGAUGAGCCCCAACCCGCGCCUCCGCAGGUCCCCGUAGCGGGCCCCUCACAUACCAGCACCCUUGUCUUCGAUCCUCAAAGCUUCCUGGUGUCCCCCGUCGACCGCGAUCCUCUGCGCGCUGCCCCCGCACCAGCCGUCCAGUGCAAUACUAGCGCGACCGUAACGGUCCCCGCACCUGGCUCCACAGCAGUGGCCGGCCCGAGCGCGGUGCCUCCCUCCGCCCGCCCCCAGACGCCUUCCGAGCGCAGCGAAGGCGGGGAGUACGCGCUCGCGCCGCUCGUGUAUGACAGGAUGUCACCCUAUCCGCCGCGUCACCCUGUCGAUUCCGUCGCGCUCCGGUCGCUGGACGUGCGCGUUCGGAUCCUUUGAGGUCGGAAUAGAUUGAGGUUGGGUGAAGUGUGGCGCAAGGGCAAGGCCCGCUGGCGCGGUGCAUUACAUUGUUUCCAUCGACGGACGAGUGCUCUCGGCGACGUUCCCUAUAUUGUACAUUGUACGCAGCCCGGAAUUGUAUGUGCUACUUACUACUGUAUCCCUGUCUAUGUACUACUUGUUCACUGCUCUCCAGUACACCAAAUGCACGGGCCGCGGCAGCUCGCAAUCAGACCUCAGGGUCGGUGGCUGCGUG
Molecule: messenger RNA, 1361 nt
Organism: Rhodofomes roseus
Lineage: Eukaryota; Fungi; Basidiomycota; Agaricomycetes; Polyporales; Fomitopsidaceae
Product: Gti1/Pac2 family-domain-containing protein
Exons: 5
Coding region: 134-1105 (323 amino acids)
Molecular function (GO): DNA binding
Source: RefSeq, a predicted model, not a curated record